AAAAACCUGAAGCAGCAUUCCCUAUUUUUGGCGGUAAUACCCAAACCCAGCAAGCUCUCACUCAUAGCUGAUCAGCAAGCCUCAAUAGCUUGAACGAUGGCCGAAGAAGAAGAGCGGCAGCAGUACCAACCCAAUUCGCCCUCUCCAGAUACGGAAAUUACAGAAAACCCAACUCAUCAACAGCAAGAAGACUACUCUUGGCCGGCGAUACGGUUCGAUGUUCAUCCGCACAGAGCCUUCCAUUUCCGCCACCAGUUCCGAACUUCCCCAAUUCCGAACAACUUUCUCAAGGGCGUCAAAUGGUCGCCGGAUGGGUCGUGCUUUCUUACCUGUUCCGAGGACAACACGCUUCGUGUUUUCGCAUUACCAGAUUAUGGGAGUGAGAAUGCUAAUGAGUGUUCUGUAGCUGCUGAUGAAGCAGAUUCGUACGCUGCAAACCUUGUUGUGAACGAGGGAGAGUCUGUAUACGACUUCUGUUGGUACCCGUACAUGUCUGCUUCAGACCCAAUUACCUGUGUUUUUGCAACUACAUCUCGUGACCAUCCAAUUCAUCUUUGGGAUGCUUCUUCUGGACAGCUACGUUGCACUUAUCGUGCUUAUGAUGCCGUGGAUGAAAUCACAGCUGCUUUUUCAAUUGCCUUUAAUCCUACUGGAACAAGGAUUUUUGCUGGAUACAACAAAUCUGUUCGGGUGUUUGAUUUACACAACCCUGGUAGGGAUUUUGAACAAUAUUCGACCCUUCAAGGAAACAAAGAAGGCCAAACAGGUAUUAUGUCCGCAAUGACUUUUUGUCCAACCCAUAGUGGAAUGCUUGCUAUAGGUUCUUAUAGCAAGACUGCUGCAGUAUAUAGAGAAGAUAAUAUGGAACCCUUGUAUGUAUUGCAUGGCCAUGAAGGUGGGAUUACACAUGUCCAGUUUUCAAGGGAUGGAAAUUAUUUAUAUACUGGAGGCAGAAAGGAUCCUUAUAUAUUAUGCUGGGAUAUACGCAAAGCGGUUGAUGUUGUGUACAAGUUAUAUAGGUCAUCGGAAGAUACCAACCAACGGAUUUUGUUUGAUAUUGAGCCACUUGGACGCCAUCUUUGUACAGGUGGUCAGGAUGGUGUUGUGCAUAUCUAUGAUCUGCAAACUGGCCAAUGGGUAUCAGGCUUCCAAGCGGCAUUGGAUACUGUUAACGGAUUCUCCUUUCAUCCCUUUCUGCCAAUGGCUACCACUUCUUCAGGGCAUCGAAGAUUUGUUGAUCCUGAUGAUGGCAAUGACGAAUUGCAUCUGAGUGCUGACGAAAAUUGUGCUUCCGUGUGGAGCUUCUCUGUUGCUUCAAUGGUGGAGAAUGAUGGUGCAAUGGACGGCGAUGAUUAUAACAGCCACAACCUUGACCAGCAUCCCUAGACAAACAGCCAUGGCGAGACUUCGUUAUGGAAAGAUCGAUGGAGAUGUGUGCAUCAUUUGACUAAUUGUUGUACAUGAAUUGAAUUAGAAGGUUAUGAACACGAUCAUUCAAUAGGAAAUGACUUCAUGCAUCGACUUGUUAAAGUACAACCCAAAUAUUUGAGCUCAAUUUUUAUGGUAUACGGGAAACGACGCGUUUUACAAA
Molecule: messenger RNA, 1591 nt
Organism: Pyrus x bretschneideri (Chinese white pear)
Lineage: Eukaryota; Viridiplantae; Streptophyta; Magnoliopsida; Rosales; Rosaceae
Product: telomerase Cajal body protein 1
Exons: 14
Coding region: 97-1386 (429 amino acids)
Molecular function (GO): protein binding
Source: RefSeq, a predicted model, not a curated record